Molecule: messenger RNA, 1945 nt
Organism: Zophobas morio
Lineage: Eukaryota; Metazoa; Arthropoda; Insecta; Coleoptera; Tenebrionidae
Product: mpv17-like protein
Exons: 6
Coding region: 300-839 (179 amino acids)
Biological process (GO): cellular response to reactive oxygen species
Cellular component (GO): mitochondrion; cytoplasm; membrane
Source: RefSeq, a predicted model, not a curated record
CUAAACGAAUUUAGCGUUUUGCUCAACAAUGACAAAUUGUCCGGUUCCACUUUUCCAAAUUAGAUAAAACUUUUUAACAAGCAAUUAGGAUUCAUAUUGUGCGAUGUUUGCAACGGGGAAGAUUAUAAUCAAUAGAACUGUUCUUGCGCAAGACCUCGUGCUGCGAGAUUUUGGCUUAAUGCCACCUAAUCGUUUUUGUUAAUCUCUUUAUAAGCAAGUAGGGCUUUUUGUUGAGAAAAUGUAGGGUCAAGAAACGAAAAAAUGUGUCUUAGGACGGUACAAGACGGGGAUGGCGUAGCAUGUCAAAAAUCCUGAAAUUCGUCAAAUAUGCGUUCAAGAAUCAUCCGAUUAUCACUAACUCGUUAGUGUAUGGGACGCUUUUCGUGGGGGCGGAGUUCUCCCAGCAGACGGUUUCGAAGAAGGUUCUGGCCGAAACACCAGCACCAUAUGACACGCCAACAAUCAGUAGAUACGCCUUAUAUGGGACGACAAUGCAGGGGCCAUUCUUAACUGUUUGGUAUAGAUGGCUAGACCGGAAAUUUGUAGGGACUUCCGCCAAAAUCGUAGUCCAAAAGCUGCUCCUGGACCAAUUUUUGAUGACGCCACAAAUACUGAUAGUUUUUUAUGUUGCGAUGAGUAUCAUGGAACGGAAAAAAGACAUCUUCGAGGAGUGUCGAGAGAAAAUCAUCCCCACGUUUAAGACUAGUUGCAUGUUUUGGCUACCGGCCCAGUCCAUCAACUUUAUGUUAAUUCCGCCUCCUUUUAGGGUAGUUUACGUUGGUACUUGUUCGUUUGCUUGGGUUAAUAUUUUAUGCUGGCUGAAGAGACAAGAAUAUUGACGAAAUCUUAGAUAGGUAUUAUUACCGAGAUCGAGGUCUACAUUUUAACGAAUAUCUUCGUCGAAGACAAUAUCACAAGUUUUGAAGAUUUCGGGUAAAAUGUGGAAGCUCGAUCGCUUUUAAUAAGUGACAGGAAAGGACAAUAAAGCCUUAUUUGUAUAGGUGUAUGUGAGUAUGAUACAAUGUUUGCAUUCUUAAUGGUACUAUUAACUUUUAAAAUCCUACCUUUACCUAUAAUGUGAUAUUUUCAACCGUACAUAUCAUGAAUGGUCCUCAUAAUUAUUACGUGAUGUGCUUCCACUGGCGAAGCUUUGUUAUUUCAGCUUAAUUCCUAACGAUAAUAAUUCAAAAAUCAGAUAGAUAAGGUAUAUAACGAUUUUCAGACUGUCGUUUUUUAACAAUGCAUGAAAACGUCAUGUUAAAAUAGAUUGUCUGGCGAUGUUUUUUAAGAAAAGAUAAAUUCCUUAUGUGCAGGAAUAGGCGUUUAAAUUUUUAUUACAUAAAUCAAUUUAGUCACACUAUAUUUGCUAGUAAUGAAACAUUUAUCUUAAUUAUUGUGUAUCACAGUGUAAUUUUUUAUUAAUAAAUUUAAACAAUACAAUGAGUGGGUUUCUGUUGUGAAAUUCUACAGUACAUAAAACUGGUAUCAGUCGUAGAAAAAGUAAAUCCCCCUACUUUCAAUCCGUGUGUUGCUUGUUGCAUAUAAAAGCAAGUUUAAAUAGAUGUGGUCUAACCGCAGUUUCGAAGCGAGUGGAUAUGGCUUCUUUCGUGUAUACGACGAUACUUUUGUUUUUAAUGUUGGGCUUGACAAUUGCAAGUCCCUUGGAUUAUUUGGUUGAAAAUCAAGUUCAAACUCUCUUAGCUCCAAGUCGGAUAAAACGAGCUCCUGUUGACGGCUGGCAAAUAAACGAAGACAGAGACAAGAACGGCAUUCUAAUAAGUAAAAAUUAUGUUCUCAAACAUAAUAGUAACAACUUCGAUGCGUCUGCUUUGUUUAAAGAAAGACCUGGUAAAGAGAAGGUGUACAGGAUAGGAGCCACGUUCAGAUUUUAAUUGUGUUAAUUUAUUGUGUUUCAUAAUUAAACAAAUAUACUCGUAUUUCAUUG